UUCACCAUCCUGCAAUCAGCUCUCUCCUGCAGCAGUUGUCUCACUGCAGUCUUUCCCUUUCCUCCUCUGCUACCGCAUUGCUGUAUUACAGGGGGUGCCCACAUUGCGCAGGCUAGACCAAUGCUUCAACCCCCUCCCAGGGACAUAAAACUGCCAGGACUGGAGCUAAUAGUCCCUGCUGUCUGAGAUCGCAGCUACAGCCUCUAUAUCAUAUAGUACUGCCCCUUGCCUCCAAAGACCAGUGCUGCAGAAUGGGAAAAGAGAAGACCCACAUUAACAUUGUGGUCAUCGGCCAUGUGGAUUCUGGCAAGUCCACCACCACUGGUCACCUCAUCUACAAGUGCGGAGGAAUUGACAAGAGAACCAUUGAGAAGUUUGAGAAGGAGGCUGCUGAGAUGGGCAAGGGCUCCUUCAAGUAUGCCUGGGUGCUGGACAAGCUAAAGGCUGAGCGUGAGAGGGGCAUCACCAUCGAUAUCUCCCUCUGGAAGUUUGAGACCUCCAAAUACUACAUCACCAUCAUUGACGCUCCGGGGCACAGAGACUUCAUCAAGAACAUGAUCACAGGGACCUCACAGGCUGACUGCGCCGUGCUGAUCGUGGCUGCUGGCGUCGGUGAGUUUGAAGCCGGGAUCUCCAAGAAUGGCCAGACUCGAGAACACGCGCUGCUGGCUUACACCUUGGGGGUCAAGCAGCUGAUCGUAGGGGUCAACAAGAUGGACUCCACUGAGCCGCCCUACAGCGAGAAACGCUACGAUGAAAUCGUCAAGGAGGUCAGCGCCUACAUCAAGAAGAUCGGCUACAACCCGGCCACCGUCCCCUUCGUCCCUAUCUCAGGCUGGCACGGGGACAACAUGCUGGAGCCCUCUCCCAACAUGCCCUGGUUCAAAGGCUGGAAGCUGGAGAGGAAGGAUCACAAAGACAGUGGGGUGACUCUCCUGGAGGCCCUCGAUACUAUCCAGCCCCCCUCCCGGCCCACCAACAAGCCCCUGCGCCUGCCCCUUCAGGACGUCUACAAGAUUGGAGGUAUCGGCACAGUCCCAGUGGGCAGAGUGGAGACAGGAGUCUUGCGGCCUGGCAUGGUGGUGACCUUUGCCCCCGUUAACAUCACCACGGAGGUGAAGUCAGUGGAGAUGCACCACGAGGCCCUGAAUGAGGCGUUCCCCGGGGACAACGUGGGCUUCAACGUGAAGAACGUGUCUGUCAAGGACAUCCGUCGAGGAAACGUGUGUGGAGACAGCAAAUCCGACUCGCCCCAGGAGGCAGCCCAGUUUACAGCACAGGUGAUCAUCCUGAACCACCCUGGACAGAUCAGUGCCGGCUACUCUCCAGUCAUCGACUGCCACACCGCGCAUAUCGCCUGCAAGUUCGCUGAGCUGAAGGAGAAGAUCGACCGCCGCUCAGGAAAGAAGCUGGAGGACAAUCCCAAAUUCCUGAAGUCCGGCGACGCAGCCAUCGUGGAAAUGGUGCCCGGCAAGCCCAUGUGUGUGGAGAGCUUCUCCCAGUACCCACCCUUAGGGCGCUUCGCGGUGAGGGACAUGAGGCAGACGGUGGCAGUGGGGGUCAUCAAGAGCGUGGAGAAGAAGAUUGGCGGCGCUGGCAAGGUCACCAAGUCCGCUCAGAAGGCCCAGAAAGUGGGCAAAUGAAUCGAGCUCUACGAGAACAACGCGGCCAGACCAUCGCGCCCGCGAGACCCCCCGUACCAUCUCCCCAGAGGGCAUGCCCACACAUCCGCUUGUAAAACACUCCUCGUCAAUGACUGGAUGUUGACCAUUAAAGUACAAUGGAAAUUCUUUAAAAGGAAAAGCAUGUUCCAGCAUUUGUAAGGGUUCAUGUUCAUUUUACCAAUAAAGUGGUACAAACACUU
Acipenser ruthenus (sterlet) is the source of this 1864-nucleotide messenger RNA. RefSeq names its product elongation factor 1-alpha 2. Bases 252 to 1643 code for a protein of 463 amino acids. Gene Ontology annotation, molecular function: translation elongation factor activity; GTP binding; GTPase activity. The transcript has 8 exons. The record is from RefSeq and is a predicted model, not a curated record. Gene Ontology annotation, biological process: translational elongation; translation. NCBI's taxonomy places the organism in Eukaryota, Metazoa, Chordata, Actinopteri, Acipenseriformes, Acipenseridae.